AUGUGCCAAAACAACGGAAUUGCGAGUGUUGAUAAUAUUAAGGUGCAAAAACAAAACAAUGACAAAAAUGGAAGAGCCCCUGACACGGAGACUAGGACGCAGGUUGGUCACACAACAAUCAACUUGGUUCAACGGGCAGACCUCGAUCAAGAAGGCAGCGCUCAGUCAAUGCGGACCAACCUCAACGCGGCGACCGAAUACCGAACACUGUUAGACACUCUGGAGUUGGAACCGCACGGUCUAGUUCCCUCACUCAAAUGCAAUGAGAUUGGACUCGGACAUUAUGUUUUCUAUCCAGAUAACAUAACGCUGGGAGAUCUUUAUUACUUCAUAUUUGCACCAACCCUAUGCUACGAGCUGAACUUUCCUCGCACCUUGGUGAUUCGGAGGGUGUUCGUGCUUAAAAGGCUAUCCGAAGUGAUAUUCCUUACACAGCUAAUCUUUUGCCUGACACAACAAUGGGUACUGCUCACUUUGAAGAACAGCGUUGCGCCCAUUUCGGAGUCCAACCUUAGCCAAGUUGCUGAACGUUGUCUCAAGUUGGCAAUCCCGAAUCACCUCAUUUGGUUGCUAUUUUUUUACUCCUCAUUCCACUCAUUUCUCAAUUUGGUCGGUGAACUCAUGCGCUUUGGAGACCGAUUUUUCUAUAGCGACUGGUGGAAUGCGGAAUCAGUUCCGGCCUUCUGGUCAAAGUGGAACAUUCCCGUGCACCGGUUCGCUCGUCGCCACAUCUACUUACCGCUGAUCGAAUUCGGAUUGACUCGUCCACAGGCUGGCAUAGUGGUAUUCUUUAUCAGCGCGGUGUUGCACGAGUUUCUGAUCUCUGUGCCGCUCAAAAUGCCCCGCAUGUGGGCUUUUCUGUGCAUGUUUGGUCAAAUACCCUACGCAGCAUUAGUCAAUUGGUUGUUCCCAAAGGGCGGUCCUUGGGGCAACUUGGCCGUUUGGAUCACUUUGAUUAUCGGCCAACCAAUGGCUAUGCUUUUCUAUUUUCAUGAUUAUUAUUUGACACAUUACGUCAAUUGAUUGAUGGCUGGAAUGAAAUUUCUACUAUCUGCCUAAUGUCACCCGGGCUCCAUCAAAAACAUUUUCCCUUCCUGUGAUUUGCAAAUCAGUGGAUAGAUGUAACCUUGCUUUUUUAUUUUUUAUGCCGCAGGUACUCAGCGCUCUUUUUCAUAGCAAGCAAUUUGGAUUCUCAUAUAAUUUCUUUUAUUUCUAUUACACAGCAUUGCACCUUGCA
Molecule: messenger RNA, 1237 nt
Organism: Dicrocoelium dendriticum
Lineage: Eukaryota; Metazoa; Platyhelminthes; Trematoda; Plagiorchiida; Dicrocoeliidae
Source: the annotation of a GenBank genome assembly